This is a messenger RNA of Bombus huntii, 9482 nucleotides long. It is a transcript of the gene Mdr49, whose product is annotated as multidrug resistance protein homolog 49. NCBI's taxonomy places the organism in Eukaryota, Metazoa, Arthropoda, Insecta, Hymenoptera, Apidae. Gene Ontology annotation, cellular component: membrane. Gene Ontology annotation, molecular function: ABC-type transporter activity; ATP hydrolysis activity; ATP binding. The transcript is spliced from 15 exons. Bases 2343 to 6377 code for a protein of 1344 amino acids. Gene Ontology annotation, biological process: transmembrane transport. The record is from RefSeq and is a predicted model, not a curated record.
AAAAUAAUCGCCGUCGAGAAAGAAUCUGCGAAAAGCCGGCACACCACCGAAGCUUUUCAACUUUGCCUCGUCUCGACUGCGCUUGGCUUCCUCUCCCGUUCAAGGUCAAAUCGCCUCGCAUCAUCUCGUUUCGCCGCAUAAAUCGCCGCGCGAAUUUCGAGUGUGCUUCUCUCUCUGCCACAGACCUUGACGGUGGAAAAUUCAAGGUCAAUGGCAGUACGUCGCUUUACAAUAGGAACACGAGCGCGCAGCCGCGCCGUGAGAUCGAAUUUUAUGGUGGCGCCCAGACGACGCGAACGAUACGUGAUUAUGGGACGGAGCCAUGUCGAAUGAUCUUCUGUUCGCGCCUCUUGAUCAACCGGUAGCGAAUCAGUCGUACGAUGUUGUCUUCGAUUCAUCGAUCCUCUCGUCUAUCUUUGAUCAAACGUUUACCGAUUACAUAAGGAUUGAUGGCAUCGUCUUUCAAGUACAUAUAUCGAGAGGGUUUGUUUUCGUCGUGACCUUCAUCUACAAACGACCUUCCUCUUCGAUAUAUCUUCGUGAACUAUAAAAGAUAAUCGUAUCUUUUUGUUUCGAAUACUCGUACUGAAUAAAUCGAAGGCGUAGUACAACGUGAAAUAAAUAGCCCGAUAUUCGGGAGCACGUGUAACGUAACUCGACCGUGGCAUCUAAUACCGUGGCUGGUCUGCUUUAAGGUGGCGCGUUAUUUUCCACGCUUGAAUUUUUUCACCACCCGGUUCUCCUAUUAAACUCGCGCAACUGCACUUGGACGUUUGCAUUUUGCACGCGGUGCAAAGUGACGUACCCUGGCGAGUGUUGUUAUUCGCCUAUGUUUCUUCCAUUCUCAUGCAGCUUCGUGACACGGGGAUAACUCUUCCGAUGGAGUAUCAUAGCUCUUUCCUUAAGUAUCGUCGUUGGUACAACAGUCGCGUUUUGCAAAGCUUGCAGCAACAACGAUCGGUCUUCCGCGAACUUUCUAAGGGGAAAACCGGGAUUUCCUCGUUCUCCGUUCGAUCGUGUUUCUCAUUGUUCGAUCACGUGUUUUCCUUGUUUCAUCCAUUAAGAACCGCGACGCGUAUUCGAAGUAGCUUUAACGAAGCUAUGUCGAAUAAGGAAAUUCGUAAUUCAGGAAAAAUUCGUUUCUUUCUCGCAUUUGCGACGGCUUCGUCGAUAUUGGCGACACGUUUUUUCCCGCACGUGCAUGCAUAAUAUAUGACAUACGAAUCGAUUCGAAGAAAAUUGUCGUUACUUCACCCGGUGUCACGAGAUCGUUUUGAUUGAAAUAUUUUGCAUUUGUUUGUUAGAUCACGAGUUUCUUCCGUGUGCCAUCCAUCGUAUUUCUAUUCUGCAUUAAUCCCUCGCGUUUUCCUUUACGUUGUAAUUCUUUGAUACUACCAGUAAACUCAUCUACAUUAGCUUUAUUUCACUGCGAGAAAAUUGCGCGUUCUAAAUCCUAAGAAGAUUAGUACAAUUAUUCAUAUAGAGUGGUCCUCUGUACAUCUCCACUUCUUAUCGGUGAAAACAGGGCGCAACAAAUUGCAUGCCACAAGUAGAAUACGAAGGGUUAAUUUUCAACCACGUACUACACGAUUAUUUAUCAUUUAAUCAUUACACGUUCGAAAUAAAUCUGCGAUUCGAUCUACUGUUGCCAUAUUCUCACCAUAGCAUCCCUAGAAAAUAGCGAAAGAUCAACAGAAAUUGCUCGAAAGUUAAAUUCGUACGAUAAUCGAACUCCUGUUUCAUCCAGCUGUCUCUAAUCACGUAUUGACAAUCAGUAAUUGUACGGCAUAGUAAAUUACGAUCGGUGGCGCGGUGACGGUUGAUCGGGUGCUACGACCGAGAACGAGGAAACCCAGCCGCAUGUAAACUCGGGGAGACGGCGUUAUCUCGCCGAUGUCACCUCGAGCGUAUAAAAGACGGACUCUUUCGACAGGUGGCUUCAGUAAUUCAUACUCGUGCGAGGCCGACCGAUCCCGCCAGAUUUAGUUCUCGUUCCACGUCGCGUGUGAACCUUCCCCACGAACACACGGUUGUUUGGUGCUGUGCGUGUCGAAGGUCAUAGACAACGUCGUUCUGCACUCUUCAUCCCCUUGGCUCCCGACGCUUCCACCCAACUUUUGGAUACAUCUUCGAUCGAUCUUCGUUGGAUCACGCGGUUCGUGCACGGCCGUGGGAUACGCGUGCAUUGACAAGCCGCAUAGUGAAGCCUAGUGAAGUUGCGAGGGACACUUAUGAAGGGGUCCGUCAACGCACCGAGGCCUAUCGUUGAUCAGAACAGAUAUAUUUGGGAUAACGAUUGGAAACAGUAGCUUGGUACAAGAGUUGUUAAUUAAGAAUGCGCGAUGACACGGCGAAUUUGUCAGUGGACAGCAAAUCCGCGCGAGAAGGCGCAGGGUAUGGAAAUGGAACCCCAAAAAACAAACUCUCACCGCCAGGAAAAAAUAUUCUUGAAGUACACGCUCCAAGAUGCGAAGAAGGAUAAAGAGGAAACUCAGUAUAUGCUACAGGAGAAUGGCGAUCCAAUUGAAUUCGUGCCACCUCAAACGAAGGAGGAGGAGAAGCCGGUUGCGUCGGAACAAUCCUUGCCACCAGUGCCUUAUUUCAAACUCUUUCGAUUUGCAACAUGCGGGGAGUUGAUGCUGAUUCUUGGUGGCCUGAUCAUGGGAACUUUGACAGGCCUGUGCAUCCCUAUUUCGACGAUUCAGUAUGGUGAAUUCACCACAUUGCUGGUGGAUCGUAAUACGGAGAAUCAAUCCAGUACACCGACGCUUAUAUUGAAGUGGUUCGGAGGAGGAAAGGUCUUGGGACCCAAUGAAACAUACGAAGCGAGGAUGAGCGCUCUGUACGACGACUCGGUUGCGUUUGGUGUAUCCUCCGCGGCGCUAUCCACCUUCCAAUUUUUCUUUGCCGUGUUCACGGUCGAUUUAUUAAAUGUCGCUGCUUCUAGACAAAUCGCUCGAGUACGUAAGAUGUUCCUUCGCGCUGUUCUUAGACAGGAUAUGACGUGGUACGAUACCAACACGUCGACCAACUUCGCCAGUAGAAUUACCGAAGACUUGGACAAGAUGAAGGAAGGCAUAGGAGAAAAACUGGGCGUGUUCACGUACCUCACGGUCUCCUUUAUCUCCUCCAUCAUCAUAUCGUUCGUAUACGGCUGGAAAUUAACGCUGGUGGUACUAAGUUGCGCACCAAUCAUCGUCAUAGCCACUGCCGUAGUAGCGAAAGUUCAGAGCUCCUUAACAGCUCAGGAGUUGAACGCUUAUGGGCAAGCCGGUAGAGUGGCCGAGGAAGUAUUAGGCGCCAUCAGGACCGUGAUCGCCUUCAAUGGAGAGGAAAAGGAAGUGGAGAGAUACGCUGAGAAACUAGUACCAGCCGAGAGAACCGGAAUAAGACGUGGAAUGUGGUCCGGAGUUGGUGGUGGCGUGAUGUGGUUCAUCAUAUACAUCAGCUACGCAAUAGCGUUUUGGUACGGAGUUCAGCUGAUCCUGGAGGACAGGCCAAAGGAUGUGAAGGAGUAUACACCAGCAGUGUUGGUGAUCGUGUUCUUCGGUGUGCUAGCUGGCGCUCAGAACAUGGGUCUGACAUCGCCGCAUCUCGAAGCGUUCGCGGUGGCGCGUGGUUCAGCCGCGGCGAUUUUCCAAGUGCUUGAUCGCGUGCCAACGAUCGAUAGCUUGAGCAAGGAUGGUCAGAAGCUUCCAUCCGUCAAUGGUGAGAUCGAGUUCAAGAACGUACACUUCCAGUAUCCCGCUAGAAAGGACGUGAAGGUGUUGCAAGGUUUGAAUCUGAAGAUCAAUCGGGGCGAGACCGUGGCACUCGUCGGCGGGUCCGGCUGUGGCAAGUCUACUUGUCUCCAGCUCAUCCAACGUCUCUACGAUCCUCAUAAGGGACAGGUUUUACUGGACGGUGUGGACGUGGCGAAGUUGAACGUUCAAUGGCUCCGUUCGCACAUAGGCGUGGUCGGCCAGGAACCGGUGCUCUUUGACACAACGAUACGGGAGAAUAUCCGGUACGGAAAUGACAGCAUUACCGAGGAGCAGAUGAUCAAAGCCGCGAAGGAAGCGAACGCUCACGACUUCAUCAGCAAACUGCCCGAGGCCUACGAUAGUCCCGUGGGAGAGAGAGGAUCGCAAAUGUCCGGUGGACAGAAACAAAGGAUCGCGAUUGCUCGAGCUCUGGUUAGACGACCGGCUAUACUUUUAUUGGAUGAAGCUACGUCUGCUCUGGACGUUCAUAGCGAAAACACUGUGCAAAGAGCUUUGGACGCGGCGUCAAAGGGUAGAACAACGAUCGUCGUCACUCACAGGCUGUCGACAAUAACAAAUGCUGAUAGGAUAGUGUUUAUAAAGGAGGGUCAGGUGGUUGAACAGGGUACGCACGAGGAACUGCUCGCCUUGAAAAAUCAUUAUUACGGAUUGGUCUCUGCUGACGCCAGUGCCACUGCUAGAGCGAAAGCGACGGCAUCAGCCGCAAAGACGGUCACCGCAGCCAUACCGAAGCAGAAACCACCGUUGAAGAGGCAAUUCUCCACUCUGUCGAUGCACUCUCAUCGGUUGUCGUUAGCCGGCGCAUCUGAGUGCUCGGAGAAUCAACUGGAGGAACACGAGAAGCCGUACGACGCGCCAAUGAUGAGGAUAUUCGGGCUCAAUAAACCGGAAUGGCCUUACAAUUUGAUCGGGUGUUUAGCAGCAGGCAUGGUGGGCGCCUCGUUCCCAGCAUUCGCUGUUCUCUUCGGUGAAGUGUACUCUGUAUUGGGUCUUCAGGAUGACGAAGAAGUACGCCACGAGAGUGUCAAGUUCUCGAUUCUCUUCCUAGUGGUCGGAGUUGUUACGGGCCUUGGUACCUUCCUACAAAUGUAUAUGUUCGGAUUGGCCGGUGUGCGUAUGACCGCGAGGAUCAGAAAAAUGGCGUUCACCGCGAUGUUGCGACAGGAAAUGGGCUGGUACGACGAGGAUACGAAUAGCGUGGGUGCCCUUUGCGCCAGAUUAUCCACAGACGCCGGUGCUGUUCAGGGUGCAACGGGGACACGUGUCGGUGCGAUUCUUCAGGCUCUGUCGACCUUAGUCCUUGGAAUCGGAUUAUCCAUGUAUUAUACCUGGAAGAUGACGUUAGUAUCCGUCGUCUCGAUACCUUUGGUGCUGGGUGCAGUCUUCUUCGAGGCGAGAGUGAUGAGCGGCCAAGGUCUGCAAGAAAAGAAGAAGAUGGAGGCCGCGACGAGAAUCGCCAUAGAGGCAAUCUCGAACAUUCGAACUGUAGCCAGUCUUGGGAAAGAGGAAGCCUUCUUGCAGCGUUAUUGUGUGGAACUGGAUCUCGUGGCUAAAGCGACAAGAAUUAGAAAUAGACUGAGGGGAUUGGUAUUCUCGUGCGGUCAGACCAUACCAUUCUUCGGUUAUGCCUUGAGUCUCUAUUAUGGUGGUGCUUUGGUGGCUACCGAAGGUUUGAGGUACGAGAACGUGAUCAAAGUGUCGGAAGCGUUGAUCUUUGGAUCCUGGAUGUUGGGACAAGCCCUUGCCUUCGCUCCCAAUUUUAAUACCGCGAAAAUUUCGGCCGGAAGGAUAUUCAAGCUUCUAGACAGAGUUCCGGAGAUCACCUCGCCACCGGGUUCGGAAGACAAAGAUCUGGAUUGGAAAGCGGACGGCUUGAUUCAAUUUUCGAAAGUCGAGUUCCAUUAUCCGACAAGGCCUGAGAUGCAAAUUUUACAAGGCUUGAAUCUAAUCGUGAAACCGGGCCAGAUGGUCGCCCUGGUAGGCCAAAGUGGUUGUGGCAAAUCCACCUGCAUCCAAUUGUUGCAACGAUUGUACGAUCCGAUUUCUGGUACCGUGACAAUGGACAGGCGUGACAUCUCGUCGGUUUCGUUGCGCAAUCUGAGAUCUCAGCUUGGUGUGGUCGGUCAAGAACCAGUACUUUUCGAUAAAACGAUCGCACAGAAUAUUGCUUAUGGGGACAACUCCCGAACUGUAACGAUGGAGGAAAUCAUAGAAGCCGCUAAGAAGUCCAACAUACAUAGCUUUGUCAGCUCUCUACCACUAGGAUACGACACUAGGUUAGGUUCUAAGGGAACACAGCUCUCCGGAGGACAGAAGCAACGUAUCGCGAUCGCGCGUGCCUUGGUCAGGAAUCCUCGAAUUCUACUUCUGGACGAGGCUACAUCUGCUCUCGACACACAGAGCGAGAAGGUCGUGCAAGCGGCAUUGGACAAGGCCAUGGAGGGCAGGACGUGCAUCACCAUAGCGCAUCGUUUGGCAACUAUAAGAAACGCCGAUGUGAUCUGCGUGUUAGAGAAAGGAACUGUCGCGGAGAUGGGUACUCACGACGAUUUACUUUCAGCGGAUGGCCUGUACUCUCAUCUGCAUACUCUUCAAGAAAGCGCGAUAGAGUAGAGACGAAGGUGAAGUCGCGUCUCAUCGACGCUCCUUGCUUCGGAGGCGAAACAGCCCAACGACGAAGCAGACAGUAGUUUCAGUCGAGGCGUGUGAGGCCUGUAGGUCAGAAGCUAGCAGUAAGAAAUGGAGGAACUCCAGCAAGGCAACAAGAAUAGCAAAGAUUUUAUUGACUCGCCGGACGAAAGUCCACGGACACGCGUAUCGGAGCUUUCGUAAAUUUUCACAUCGGCAAACGCUUCUUUUAUCUUCUCAGCUGGCCCUUAACUUUGUCAUAGACUUUCAACGAUAGUUUUCUUACAAUUUUAUUUAUACGUAUUUUCAAUUUCUUCGUGUGCCUUGAUAUUGCUAAGAAUCAAUUUUACAUGGCAAAUAAAAGGAACUCGAAGGAAGAGGAUGUUCGUAGCUAACUCUGAAUAUCAUUAGCUGUCUCGUCGAUAUUUUGUUCGUGCAUUAGACGUCGAAACACUCGCGUUUUCACGGUGCUUGCUCUUCUACAUGCCGGUUCUCGCGCCCAACCUAAAAGAGAACGAGCCACGGAUCCAAGAAACGCGAAACUUCGAUACAGGGAACAGAUCUUCGCGUCGCAGCAGCGAAUAAUCGUAGCGCAAACGCGUCGGAUGGAUUACCAGCGAUCUUUCGAUUCGCGCGUUACGCAACAACGAUCACCAUGGCGCGAACGAUAAAACGCGUCGCUGUCGAUAACACGUAAUCGACAUUACGCCUGUAUUUUCCAAAACGAUAUUCCUGUUCCUUCGUCUUCGUUCUUUUUACAUAGCCUUUACGACGCGAAGCUCGCGAGAUCGCAGUAACGCAAUAGUCCUCGAUCCAUUCGAACGGAGAAGAUUCCGUAGAAUGGCACGUAGUCGCGAUCAGAUUCGAUGCAUGGCCUCGAACGAUCCCCUGAACGAUUCGUUGUUGGCCAGGAAUACCAAACUAGCCAUCCGAAAGAAACCGUGAAGGCGUUUGUUGAAUUCCUAUAUAGGAUAGCAGUAUAAAUACGAUAGAAAUGGAAGAAACGCGCGAGUCAGACGCGUGCAUUGAAUUAAGGAGAAAGUGGGAUAGAGAGGAAGAUAUUCGCAUCGACUUAUGGGGUUGAUCAACAUCGACAGAGACGAGCAAGAGGCGACAGGUGUUUCGAAAAACGGCACAUCGCGCACGACUCGACGAUGUCCUCCUCCACUUCGAUAAUCUUCGGGCUACGUCCAAACGUAUGAAAAAUGUAUGAACGUAUCGUCGCGAUACAUCCCGCUCUUUUCUCUGCCUUGCUCGCAAAACACGAAUUCAUCCACGGGACAACGUGUCAAUUGCGUCAAUCGGGCGAACGUUACUAGAAAUCGUUGAAUUUUCGUGCCUUAACAGCAACCGUGUUCCGUGUUCAACUAAAAAAAAAGAAAAAAAGUAAAAAAAAACGCGAUAGUAAGAAAUAGAGAACGCGAUGGGAAGAGGAGGAAACAGAGAACUGGGAGGGCUUAGGUUGAAUUUAAAUCAGGAAUAAGAAGACGAACAAAGUCGUGACAGACGGAUAGCUAGUUGAGUUUUGAAAUGGCUCGGAUCGAUUCACCGAUUCGUAAGGAAUCAAAAGGAUGUACUACGUGAAAUCUUUGUAAAGUUGGAUGGUUUUAGCGGAGGAGGAGCGUAUCGUUCGCGUGGAGAGGCGUUCCCGGAUGUCGGCAAGUCGUCCAUCCGGUGCGGUGGUUGGAUUUCCGUGGUCGAACUUCGCGACAGAUACUUUCCUUGAACUUGUGCCUUCAUACUUGGUAUACUUAGCGAUAAGAUUCCAUCGGCUGCCCUCGAGGCUUACCACCUGAAUGGUCACGUUUAACACGCGGCGCGACGAUAACAAUUUUUCGUAGAACUUGACAGUAUCAACUUUUUCCACCUGUCUAAAAUGUUAAUAAUAAUCAUUGUCAAAUCUUAUCUCUCUAUUACGAAGUAAAGUAUCUUCCAACUUCAGCUAAAUAUUAAUAUCUAGGAGUAAGACUUGAAACGCGUUCUCGCGCCUGCGUGAUCGUACGAGGAUUUUCAGCGACGUUGUCCACGCAGAGUACUUAAUUUAUCUCGAAAGAAGCGAUCGAAAGAAGGCCUACGAUCAAAAUUUACACCCGAUGAUCGAAGUAACAGUGCUUUAUUAACAUAGUGACAAUACAGCGUAGUAGAUGUAGAACGUGUUCGAGCCAGGAACAAGCGUUUCGCGAUCGAAACGCCAUUCUGAUGUUUGCGAAUCAAGCAUACAACGAUCACCGGGAUCCGUGUACGAUCGGAAGAACCCGACGAUGUUGUGCUUCACUCGUGUACUUACCCUGUAUGUUAAGCGGAUCGAAAGGGAGAACGAACAAGUACAAUCAGAUCAGCGCAUUGAAUGACGUAUGAUGAUCAUUUCACAUCGUUUCGACGGACAUUUCGUUUAAUGAAAUUCACGGUUCUAGAUGUCCUUUCUCGUUUGAAUCGCGAUCAUGGUGCUCGAUUCGUUGAACAAAUCAUCUCAGACUUAUUGUACCAAUCAAAAUUCAGCUUACGGUUUAUUAUGUACUUUUCAAAGAGAAUAUACUAUUAUAUUAUACAGAUAUAUAUAUUACGUAAGAAUUCGAUCGAGCACUAGACGGCAGAAUGAAUAUGAAAGUGAGUGAGUGAGUGAGUGUGUGUGAGAGAGAGAGAGAGAGAGAAAUAGAUAGAUAGAGAGAGAAAGAGGGAUAACCUUUAGUCUGUAAAAGAUAUCGAAAAAUCGUUGCUUAAGAUUAAGGCUGCGGCCAGCGUAACUUAAGGGCAGAGAUCUUAAAACAAAAAUAUCUACGUGAACGAGCGACGAUCGCUUGGUUCAACACGCGUGUGUUUUGAAACGGCGAAAGAAAGCAGCAGCGUGUGUUUCAUUUUAUUUUCUCUCUUUCGUUUUUUGUUCUUCGUCUCCUUUCCUUUUUUUUCUUUUUGUUUAUAUAUCGAAAGCGUGUCGAGUUGUAAUUAUACAAGCGAUUUUCCAGACAGUAUGACGACAAAGAGGAAGUAUUAAUGUUUUUCGUCUUUUUUUUUUCUUGUUAUAAGAAGAAACGAAGCAGAUCGUACUGCUGUCAUAUACAAAAUAAAUGGAACCAUAGUGAAAAAAAAGUA